Messenger RNA from Hirsutella rhossiliensis, 2136 nucleotides. Its product is annotated as fungal specific transcription factor domain-containing protein. The record is from RefSeq and is a predicted model, not a curated record. Gene Ontology annotation, biological process: positive regulation of transcription by RNA polymerase II. Gene Ontology annotation, cellular component: nucleus. Lineage: Eukaryota; Fungi; Ascomycota; Sordariomycetes; Hypocreales; Ophiocordycipitaceae. The transcript has 3 exons. Bases 1 to 2136 code for a protein of 711 amino acids. Gene Ontology annotation, molecular function: DNA-binding transcription factor activity, RNA polymerase II-specific; transcription cis-regulatory region binding; zinc ion binding.
AUGAUCCUGCCAUCGCCCUCCCCAACCGACCCGGCCUGGAAAGCACCAUCCAUGGCGGCAUCAGCCCAGACUGGCCAGUUGUCGCCGGUGAGCUCCGGCCUUGACCUGUCCAUGGAUGGCUCUUCUGCGCCGACGACGGCACAUUCGGCCUCGUCGUCCUGCACGGACUCAUGGAGUAUUGGAUAUGCGGAUCAAGACGACGGCGAUGACGAUGCCCACUGGGAUCACUUGGACCGUGUUCCGGAAGAUGCGCGAGCCAUCCCCAAGCUGGAGCCCACGGACGAUGAUGUCAACCUGAGUGAGGUGAAGCUAGCCCCAUGCACGGCAUCUGCAUUACGGAGCCCGGUCUCCAGCGGCUCUCAAGCGAAGCACAAGCGGCCGCGGGGGCGACCGAGGAAGAACUCGUUGACCACCCCGACGGUCAGCGCGACCAAGGUGACCAAGGGGCGCUCCAAGACGGGAUGCAUCACCUGUAGGAAGAGGAAGAAGAAGUGCGACGAGGCUAAGCCGCGAUGUAUGAACUGUGAGAAGAACGCUGUGGUAUGCGAAGGAUAUCACGAGAAGCAACUGUGGAGGAGCGGAAAGGAAAGGGCGGAAGAGGAGGCAGAACGACUGAGGCUCGAGUCCUUACCCACCAUUACCUUGCAACCAAUAUUCAAGGGUGUGGAGACGAAGGAGGACUGGAUAUUCUGGCGGCACUACGUCAACCACUUCAGCAACGUUUUGACCGUCGAGGGUGAAGCCAAAAACGCCUUCAAGGACGUCAUUCUGCAGCUUGCCAACCAGCACCAGGGACUGAUGCACUCGGUGCUCGCUUUGAGCAGCAAACACAUUGACUUUGGCUCGCCCUACGGCGUCAGGAUUCUCCAGGGCAACCCGGGCACAAGCCGGGAGUCCUUGCAGCAGCGGGCAGAAUUCCACCACGGCGAAGCCCUGAAGCGGCUUUGCGAGGACAUUGGGAAGUCGAUUGGCAAAGACGACCCCGAGUACCAGACCGUGCUCGCUGCCAGGUACGGGCAGAUACUUUGCCUCCUCCUCCGGACUCGAGCCGAUGGCAAUCCGCGAGGCGAGCACAGACUUCACCUACAGGCUUACCAAAGCCUCAUUCAGCAGUCACCACCCGAGGACACAGCUUUCUAUACGUUUAUCACCGAGUUUUUCCAAUACCACGUCUACGCCGACGACCUAUUCUGGCACCCAGAGUCCUUGACCAAGCGAUUGUCGUCUGAGAGCUGGCAGCCGUCGGUGCCCAUCGAAGCGCCUCGCCUGCUCGGGGUCGCCGAUGGCCUGUUCAAGCAUCUCUCGCAGAUCACCAACAUUCGAAACACGAUCCGGGCCAACAUGGAUGCUUCGGUAGUCCCUCUCGUGGACUACAUCACCCUGUUCCAAGCCGUCGACAUUGACGCCGCUAUCAGAGAGUGGUCUCCCCGAUGGCCGCCGGGGGAUAGUCGGGAUCGAGUGGCGCCGCUGUACAAGCAAAUGAUGUGGGUUUAUCUCUUCCGGACCAUAUAUCCGCCGUCGACAAACCUGCCGCGACGCUCGACGCUGGGGGCUCUGCCGGUGGCGCCGCCAACGUCGUCGGCACCACAGCGGCGCGCCUCGAUGGCGGCCAGCGUGAGGUUCAGAGCCGUCGCCGCGCCCAACGCGACUGUCGGCGGCUCGCCUCGAGGUUCCCCGUUGGCUAAGAUCUCUCCGCCGCCUCGUAAGCCCUCACGGACGAGCUCGAUGCAUGAGCUGGACUCGCGAGCGGCAGCCGGCCCGGCUCCAGCAUGUGGCAGCCCUGGUCCUCCAUCUCCACCCCCGACACGAUGCCCGACGCACGACGAUGGGCGCAUCACGCUCGCCGUGGAAGAAUCGCUCUCCAUCCUGGAGUCUUUCAAGCCGUCGGAUCCAUCUCAAACCCUGCUCCUGAUGCCCUGCCUGAUCAUCGGCACGUCGUGUUUCGAGCCGGCGCAGCGCAACCGCAUUCGCACUGCAGUCAGGCUUGUCCGCGGCUACACGGGCCUGCGCAACUGUGACCGUGUCAGGGAGGUCCUGGAGAAGGUGUGGGCGCUGAUGGACGAGGGCGACUGGGUCUCGGUUUGGGACUGGCAAGGCGUGGCGAGACGGAUGGGUCUAGAUUUCCUCUGCGCUUGA